AUGAUACAUCAAUAAAAUUUCUAAUAAUAAUAAAACAUAGUAAUUGAAGAUGAUGAUGAAGACCUUAUACCUAUGACAUAUGAUAAUAUUCCUUAAAAGAAAGUAGAAAUGAAAUAAUAAAUACCUCAACAUUUAGCUUAAUCCAUAAAUCCAACUUUCAACUUAACACCUAUAAGACAAAAAAUACAUUCUUAGAUUUUAGAACAUGCAAAUUAAAUAAUUGAUGGUGAAGUAGAUAUCAGUGAUUUCAUCAUAUAAUAUAAUGAAUUAGUAUUUUAUGAGCAAAUAGCAUCAGGAGGAUCGGGAGUGGUAUACCGUGGAAGGUUCAAGAAUGAAAUAGUGGCAAUAAAGGAUAUUGAUAUAAAUGAGAAGGAUGAAUAAAAGAUGAAAGAAUAUAAGAGAGAAAUAGUGACUUUAGUAAAAGUGAGACAUCAUCAGAAUUUAGUGUGUUUAGUAGGGAUUACUUUUCAUUAAAAUAAAUUGUAUAUAAUAACUGAAUUCUGUUCAGGUGGCUCUCUUUUUGAUUUAAUACAUAGAAAUAGAGAGACAAAAAUUGAUUAAUUAACGAAAUUGAAACUCAGUUUGUUUAUAGCUGAAGGAAUGGCUUAUAUUCAUAAAUUAGGAUUUAUGCAUAGAGAUCUAAAGUCAUUAAAGUAAAUUUUAAUUAAAAAUUUAUAGUAUUUUAUUAGAUUAACCAUUCAGUCCUGAUUCUAAUAUUAAGAUUGCAGAUUUUGGUUUAGCCAGAACAGCUUUGGAAAAAACUGAGUGGAUGACAGCAGUUGUUGGAACAUUUGUAAGUUUAUAUAAUCUAAAUUAGCACUGGAUGGCUCCUGAAGUAUUUAGAGGAGAAAUGUAUACUAAUAAGGCUGAUGUAUAUUCUUAUGGAGUAUCAUUUAUUAAUAUAUAUAUUAGAUAGUCUUAUAUGAAAUAUUUUCAAGAUAAAUUCCCUAUAUGAAUAUUGCUAAUCCUAUGUAAAUAAUGAAGGCUGUAACAGAAUAGAAUUAAAGACCUGAUCUCUCGUUUGAAUGUUAAUAGGAGAUUAAAGCAUUAAUGGCCUAGUGUUGGCACCCUAAUCCUGAACAAAGACCAACUUUCGAAUAAAUUAUUAAUAGUUUGUAAAGUUUAUGA
Molecule: messenger RNA, 1128 nt
Organism: Paramecium primaurelia
Lineage: Eukaryota; Ciliophora; Oligohymenophorea; Peniculida; Parameciidae
Source: the annotation of a GenBank genome assembly